Messenger RNA from Peromyscus californicus insignis, 2647 nucleotides. RefSeq names its product zinc finger protein 200 (gene Znf200). NCBI's taxonomy places the organism in Eukaryota, Metazoa, Chordata, Mammalia, Rodentia, Cricetidae. The record is from RefSeq and is a predicted model, not a curated record.
UACAUUUCCCAGCGAGCACUGGACACUAGAUUGGCCACUCAUGGCGACAUGCGCGCCCGCCAGGGAGGACCAGAGGUAGCUUCCUGCUUCUUGACUCCGAAGUGGGCCACAGAGACUAGUUCCCGCCUGCCCGGCUUCCCUUGGGCCCUAAGAGCGCCAUCAGCCAGUCUUCAACACCAGACUUCCACACCGGAAGUGCCUCACCGAAAGUGGUCCCACAGAAGCGGAAACAUCCGGCCUCCCAGAAGGAACUAGUUUUCAAUGUCCUCUCAGCGGAAGGCGGCAAGUUCCAAAAGGUUGCUGACAGUCUUUGAGGAUAGUCAGAAGGACGAGGCGAGAGAUCGGCCUCAGCGCCUGGCUUUCUGGGUCAUUUCCAGAACCCAGGUCUUAUCGCCGGGAACUGAGAGUGCCGAAGGCAGAGGGCGGUUUGGACAAACAGCCAGGUUGGGGCGGCUGAUGGGCACGGAUGGUCUUUGAGGAUUUGAAUGUAUAUCACUACCAAGAAGACUGUGUGAGCACAGAUCGUGCUCAGCAACCCAGCUCAGAGAAGGAAAACAGUAGUCAUGUUGGGGAGAUGAUGUCACUGGCAGGCAGUGAGAGUGAUCUCAGGGAUGAAGAUCUUCAGAACCAAGAUUGUAAAGAGAAAGCUUCAAAUAUUGAUGCAAUGGGUUAUUCCUGGGUUUCUGAGCGACCUCCAGCUUGCCAAGAAGAAAGAAUAAACAUUCUCAUUCCACAUCAGAAGAAAUUUAGAAGCCUUCUAGUUACAAUUGAAAAUAAUGUUCUCCUGGAAGAUCUCUUGAAAUCUGUGGACAUUAAUAUUACUGCACUUUCUCAAGAUGAGAAAACAAAGACAUUGUCCACAUGUCCGUGUGGGAAGCAGUUUCAUGAAAGGUCUUACCUUAUUUCCCACCAGAGGAUUCACACUGGUGAGAACUCUGACUGUAGCCACUGUGGGAAAGGAUUCAAUCAUAAAACAAACGUUAAUAAGCACAAGUGAAUCCAUACAGGGCAGAAACCCUGUUCCUGUUCUCAGUGUGGGAAAAACUUUCAGCAGAGUUGCCAUGAAGGAAUUCAUGUAAGGGAGAUAAUAUUUAAGUGUCUAGAAUGUGGGAAAACCUUACAAAAUGAAGAAUUCAUGCUUCAUCUGCAGAGUCAUGAGGCUGAGAACCAUACAGUUGUUUAAAAAAAAAAAAAAAAGUGGAAGAUUGGGCUGGUGUCAGCCCAUAAGUGGCACAAGAGAACUCACUUGGCCUCUAAAACCUAGGAGCAGAAAUGAGGUUAGGAAAGGUCCUGCCUCUGUCAGAAAAGUUUCACAAAGAAUUAUGAAUCCCAAAUACUUUGAGAUUAAAGGACACUUCUAAAUAAAUGGGUCAAGGGGAAAAAAUGUCAUGUAAAACAUGGCAAAGAUGCAAAUAAAAUUUAGUGUUCUAAUGUGGGCAAGAUGAAGAGAGGGGCAGCAGGGACGGCUCUGCCCUCUCAUGCACAUCUGAGCAGGAUCUGAGGAAUGGCUUUUAGCUUUCCAUUUCGGUAACGAGGCCUGAGAAAACUAAAAGGGAAGGUUUAUUUUGACUCCAUCUCUGAGCUCUCCAUCCAUACUUGUUGACCUCUUGUUUUGGAUCUGUGGAAGCUCCCUAUAUCAAGAAGGGAGUGUGGGCUCAAGGGGGUCUAUUUACCUCAUGGGGUCCUGCCAGCAAAGGCAGACACAGGAGAUGUUAGAAGUACUAAUAGAACCGGGCGGUGACAGCGCAGGCCUUUAAUUCCCGCACUUGGGAGGCAGAGGCAGGCAGUUCUCAGUGAGUUUGAGGCUAGCCUGGUCUACGGAUCGAGUCCUAGGACAGGCUGCAAAGAUACACAGAGAAACUCUGUCUUGUAAAAAGAAAACAAAAAGUCCUAUGUCCCCUUAAGUAUCUGUUUAUGACCUGGCUUCUUUGCACUAAGCCUUACCCCCAAAAGUCCCAUCACUUCCCAAGAGCAACCACACUUGUAGCACAUAAACCUGAAACACAGGUAUCAGAAAUCACUGAGGAAGCAUUACUAGCCCUCUCUACAUUAAGAGAAUGAUAAAAGGGAGCUGGGGAGAUGGCUCUGUGGUUAAAAGAAUGGCUGGUAUUUCAGAGGACCAAGUUUGGUUCCCAGUCCCCACAUAUCAGCUAACCCCUGUAACUCCAGUUCCAGAGGACCCAGUGCCCUCGUCUGGUCUCCUCAGGAACUGCACACACAAAAUACACAGACCUACAUACAGGCCAAACACCAUAUACUUAAAUAUAAAUCUCAAAUUUUAAAAGAGUGAUAAAGGAGUUCUAUGAACAUACCUGCUCACAAACUGUAAAACAUAGGUGAAACAGAUGAGUUCUUUUAAAGACAGUUACAUGUCAAUCCUUACCCAGGAAGAAAUAGUAUGAAUAGCUGUAAUCACCUUGCUGGGUCGGGUCUUCCUGUCAGUUGUGCUCACAUCAAAGACUGUUGAGAGAAAGAAAGCUUAGUGCGGUCACCCAGGAGCUGGGUGGGCACAGUUUGGAGUUUUGCCAAUGAAAGUAAUGAAUUUCAUAGGACAGCUGUAGCAAGUAAGGUCUCUAUGAUUGUAACAUCACAAGAGGUUAUUCUGGAAGAACCACUGAGAACAUAAAGAAUAUUGUCCUGUGCCAGA